This is a messenger RNA of Mucor velutinosus, 588 nucleotides long. RefSeq names its product Splicing factor 3B subunit 6 (gene SF3B6). Gene Ontology annotation, biological process: coenzyme A biosynthetic process. The transcript has 5 exons. Gene Ontology annotation, cellular component: phosphopantothenoylcysteine decarboxylase complex. The record is from RefSeq and is a predicted model, not a curated record. Gene Ontology annotation, molecular function: FMN binding; phosphopantothenoylcysteine decarboxylase activity. NCBI's taxonomy places the organism in Eukaryota, Fungi, Mucoromycota, Mucoromycetes, Mucorales, Mucoraceae. Bases 1 to 588 code for a protein of 195 amino acids.
AUGACAAAUAUUCUUAUAGGCGCAACAGGAAGUAUCGCUACUAUCAAGAUACCAUUACUAGUGAACUUUUUUCAAAAGUAUGCAGACAUCAGUGUCAAGGUUGUAUUGACAGAAUCAGCACAUUUUUUCGUCAAGGACAUGGAGAUAAACUGUCCAGUGUAUAGAGAACAGGAUGAAUGGAAUGAAUGGAAAAAGAUAUCUGAUCCCAUCUUGCAUAUCGAGCUGCGUAACUGGGCUGAUAUCAUGAUCCUUGCCCCUCUGGAUGCAAAUACGCUUGGAAAAUUAGCAAAUGGAUUAUGCGACAAUUUACUGACGUGUGUACUGCGUGCUUGGGAUGUCAAUAAACCUGUGGUCGCAUGUCCAGCCAUGAACACCAGCAUGUGGCAUCACCCCUUCACUGAAAAACACUUGGAAGUGCUGGAAAACGUAUUGAACUACAAGAUCAUUCAACCAAUCAGUAAAAAAUUGGCGUGUGGAGAUACAGGCAUUGGCGCCAUGGCAGAAUCACAGUAUAUAUCAGACUAUGUGCUAGAGAUGAUCAAUGGCAAAGGAUUAGCUGGUUUGACUGUAGAAGAUGUUAAUAAAUAA